AUGCAUCUGCCACCUGAUAUGUUUGCGUGGGAUCAGUCAGGCUUGAGAUCCCUGGUGACGCUCUAUGUUACUCGUCCAGAAUUCAAAUCCAAGCUGAGGGAUGGGAUCGUAUACAAUCAGGACACGCACCUCUGCCUCUUUUACGAAUCUGAGUUUGACCUGCCGGGUGACGCACAAUACGGCAAGCCACUGCCGUGGCAACCUCUCGAAACCGUGUUGAGCGUGUACAUUGACAUGAUUGAACGCCGUAAGGUGGUGGCUCUACAUAAGAGUGUUUGCGAGCCACCAAUGCAAUUCGCUGUACCUCAGCCCGAUGGCAGUAUUAAGAUGGUAGGCAUGCCAGCACCAGAAGGUAUCGUUCAGGAGGACCCUGUGACUGGUCUCAGGCGUGUCGGUGAGGUCUUUAAUCCGUGGAAGAUGCAAUCGUACACGAAGAGGGAUGUCGACGAGACAUUAACAGCUUGGAACAUGCUUGCCGAGAAUAUCGAGCUUAAGAUGGAUCUAGCAGUCUUGUCUACGCUUGAGCGUGGGCUAUACACUGCAGACGUACUGCGCCAGGUGGGCCUGAAUGAGGAUCGUUUUGCAUGGAAAUUCUUCACCGAAGCUCGCAAGCCACGAUGUACCUACCUAGGACCUGGUCUCCGACUCCCAGCAGUCGAAGAAUUUCUCCAGCAGCCCUUCCAGAGUUUCGUGGACAACGACUAUCCUUUGAACCCGAUACAAAUUCUCACUAGCGAGCAACGAGCCAGGAACCAGUGGCACGGCUGGACAGACGUACCGACCCUCCCUGCAGGUCUCUACCUCGACGCCUGCAACGCCUCCGGCCUCUUUCCAUUCGAAGACGGCUGUCGACUCAUCUUACCAUACAACCUAGGCGGCAUUGGAUACGCCACCACAAGCGAUGGCCGGCCCAUACAGCGGAACUGUGACCUCUACCACCUGGGCCACGUGAAUCCUUUCAUGCCUGCACAUCCUACACCACUGUUGGCCGUUCUGGGGCACUUUCGAGGAUAUGUUGAGACUGGGAUGUGGAACGUUGGGAGUGAGGGUGUCAAGGAGGGAAUUGAGAGGUUUCUGGAGGCGGACACCGAUAUGGCGCGGUGGAGGGAUGAUGAGGAGAGGAUCUAUCCGGGGUAUGUUUGUGGGUUUGGGGCCGGGGAGAGAUGGUGGUAG
Molecule: messenger RNA, 1173 nt
Organism: Recurvomyces mirabilis
Lineage: Eukaryota; Fungi; Ascomycota; Dothideomycetes; Mycosphaerellales; Teratosphaeriaceae
Exons: 2
Coding region: 1-1173 (390 amino acids)
Source: RefSeq, a predicted model, not a curated record